CAGGACGUGGGUCCAUGGUGGAUGGCUCUGGGGAGGCUCCCAAGGCCGUGCCGUCCCCCUGCCGCGCAGGUCAGAGGGUCACUGCAGAGGCUGCUCAUCGUCCCGGUCCCAGGGCUGGGGCCAAGGGAGCCUGCACUGGAGACCCAUGUGGAACCCAAGGACACAGCCGCCCUGCUGAGAGGACGGUGGCCCAUCCUUGGAGACCGUGACCGUGCAACGGUGGCCCUAGGCCCUCCACCCCCGGCUGGGUCGGGGGCCGCCCAUCUCCACGUCCCCAGCCAUGACGACCUCAGCGCUGCGGCGCCAGGUGAAGAACAUCGUGCACAACUACUCGGAGGCGGAGAUCAAGGUGCGCGAGGCCACCAGCAAUGACCCGUGGGGCCCGCCCAGCUCGCUCAUGUCGGAGAUUGCCGACCUGACCUUCAACACAGUGGCCUUCGCCGAGGUCAUGGGCAUGCUGUGGCGGCGGCUCAACGACAGCGGCAAGAACUGGCGGCAUGUGUACAAGGCGCUGACGCUGCUGGACUACCUGCUCAAGACGGGCUCCGAGCGGGUGGCCCACCAGUGCCGCGAGAACCUCUACACCAUCCAGACGCUCAAGGACUUCCAGUACAUCGACCGCGACGGCAAGGACCAGGGCGUCAACGUGCGCGAGAAGGUCAAGCAGGUGAUGGCCCUGCUCAAGGAUGAGGAGCGCCUCAGGCAGGAGCGCACCCACGCCCUGAAGACCAAGGAGCGCAUGGCGCUGGAGGGCUCCGGCAUCGGCAGCGGGCAGCUGGGCUUCAGCCGCCGCCACGGCGAUGACUACGGCCGCUCACGUGGUUCCCCUUCCUCCUACAACUCCUCCUCCUCAUCCCCCCGCUACACCUCCGACCUGGAGCAGGCCCGGCCGCAGACGUCAGGAGAAGAGGAGCUGCAGCUGCAGCUGGCCCUGGCCAUGAGCCGUGAGGAGGCCGAGAAGCCGGUCCCCCCAGCCUCCCACAGGGACGAGGACCUGCAGCUGCAGCUGGCUCUGCGCCUGAGCCAGCAGGAGCACGAGAAGGAGGUGAGGUCCUGGCGGGGAGAUGACUCUCCCACGGCCAAUGGUACUGGGGCCGCAGUCCGCCGUUGGCAGGACAGAGAGCCCGAAAGAGAACAGAGAAAGGAAGAGGAGAAGCUGAAAACCAGCCAGUCCUCCGUCCUGGACUUGGCUGACAUCUUCGCACCUGCCCUGGCCCCACCCUCCACACACUGCUCUGCUGACCCAUGGGACAUCCCAGGUCUCAGGCCGAACACAGAGCCCAGUGGCUCCUCCUGGGGGCCUUCUGCAGACCCCUGGUCUCCCAUCCCCUCAGGAAGUGCCCUGUCCCGAGGCCAGCCCUGGGACUUGCCCCCCGUGCUCUCCUCCUCUGAGCCCUGGGGCCGGACCCCAGUGCUGCCUGCUGGACUGCCCACCACAGACCCCUGGACACAGAAGUCCCCCCACCACAAACUCCCCAACACUGGGGCCGACCCUUGGGGGGCUUCAGUGGAGACCUCUGACACACCUGCUCUCAGUGGUACCUCGACCUUUGACCCAUUUGCCAAACCUCCCGUAUCCACAGAGACCAAGGAGGGUCUGGAGUGUGCCCAGAACCUGCCUUCUGGGAAGCCAAGCAGUCCUGUGGAGCUGGACCUGUUUGGAGACCUCAUCCCCAGUUCCAAGCAAAAUGGCAUGAAGGAGCCAGAUGCCUUUGACCUGGCUGUACUGGGAGAAGCGCUAGCCCAGCCCAGCAAGGAGGCCCGACGCUGCCGGACCCCUGAGUCCUUCCUGGGCCCCUCAGCCUCUUCUUUGGUCAACCUUGACUCACUAGUCAAGGUGCCCCAGGCUGCAAAGACCCGGAACCCCUUCCUGACAGGUCUCAGCGCUCCAUCCCCCACCAACCCGUUCGGCUGGGGAGAGCAGGGCAGGCCGACCCUGAACCAGAUGCGCAGCGGGUCGCCGGCGCUGGGCCUGGCGGCCAGCGGACCGGUCGGGUCGCCCUUGGGCUCCAUGACCUACAGCGCCUCCUUGCCCCUCCCGCUCAGCAGCGUGCCAGCCGGCGUGAGCCUCCCCGCCUCGGUCAGCGUCUUCCCGCAGGCCGGCGCCUUCACGCCGCCGCCCACGAGCCUGCCACAGCCGCUGCUACCCACGUCGGGGUCGACCGCGCCGCCCCACCCACCCGCGCAGGCCGGCACCAACCCCUUCCUCUGA
Molecule: messenger RNA, 2212 nt
Organism: Ceratotherium simum simum (southern white rhinoceros)
Lineage: Eukaryota; Metazoa; Chordata; Mammalia; Perissodactyla; Rhinocerotidae
Gene: EPN3
Product: epsin 3
Biological process (GO): endocytosis
Cellular component (GO): plasma membrane; endosome; clathrin vesicle coat
Molecular function (GO): phospholipid binding; clathrin binding
Source: RefSeq, a predicted model, not a curated record